AUGGCUCUCGCACUCACUCAAGCCUUCACACACAAAUCCCGUUCCCCCUCUGCUCUACCCCUCUCCCCCUUCCUUCCCCCACCCUUCUCCCUUCCCCAGCCCUUCUCCCUUCCCGAGCCCUUCUCCCUUCCCCUUCCCUUCUCCCUUCCCCCUAAAGGUCUGGAAGCUUCCCUCUACCCGCGCUUCACACUCAUCGGCCAAUCGCUGGGCUUCAUGGCUCUCGCACUAGAGGCUGUUCUCCGCCGCCCGCCCGCUGUUUUCGUGGAUACUGCCGGAUACGCCUUCUCCUAUCCUGUAGUGACGCUGCUGUUAGGGGGACGAGCAGCAGCAGGAGGAGGGGGAGGGAAGGGGGGAGGGUGUUUGGUGGUGAGCUAUACGCACUAUCCGACGAUCAGUGGAGACAUGCUGCAGCGGGUGCAGCAGCGCACUAGCAUGUACAACAACGAUGAUACUGUUGCGAGCAAGUGGGUGCAAGGAGUUGACGCAAGAAAUGGAGUGGGUGACAGGGUGCUCCAGCGCCCUCCUCUCCUCCUCCAAUCCAUUCUCUACUCCUAUCGCCGCUUUGGCCCCCUCUACGGGUGGGCGGGCGGGCCUGCUGAUAGUAUCGCCAUGUUCAAUGCCCUUGUGUUCCUUUCCACUCCCUCUCUCCCUGUCCCCAAUCACCAGCGCCCUCCUCUCCUCCUCCAAUCCAUUCUCUACUCCUAUCGCCGCUUUGGCCCCCUCUACGGGUGGGCGGGCGGGCCUGCUGAUAGUAUCGCCAUGUUCAAUGCCCUUGUGUUCCUUUCCACUCCCUCUCUCCCUGUCCCCAAUCACCAGCGCCCUCCUCUCCUCCUCCAAUCCAUUCUCUACUCCUAUCGCCGCUUUGGCCCCCUCUACGGGUGGGCGGGCGGGCCUGCUGAUAGUAUCGCCAUGUUCAAUGCCCUUGUGUUCCUUUCCACUCCCUCUCUCCCUGUCCCCAAUCACCAGCGCCCUCCUCUCCUCCUCCAAUCCAUUCUCUACUCCUAUCGCCGCUUUGGCCCCCUCUACGGGUGGGCGGGCGGGCCUGCUGAUAGUAUCGCCAUGUUCAAUGCCCUUGUGUUCCUUUCCACUCCCUCUCUCCCUGUCCCCAAUCACCAGCGCCCUCCUCUCCUCCUCCAAUCCAUUCUCUACUCCUAUCGCCGCUUUGGCCCCCUCUACGGGUGGGCGGGCGGGCCUGCUGAUAGUAUCGCCAUGUUCAAUGCCCUUGUGUUCCUUUCCACUCCCUCUCUCCCUGUCCCCAAUCACCAGCGCCCUCCUCUCCUCCUCCAAUCCAUUCUCUACUCCUAUCGCCGCUUUGGCCCCCUCUACGGGUGGGCGGGCGGGCCUGCUGAUAGUAUCGCCAUGUUCAAUGCCCUUGUGUUCCUUUCCACUCCCUCUCUCCCUGUCCCCAAUCACCAGCGCCCUCCUCUCCUCCUCCAAUCCAUUCUCUACUCCUAUCGCCGCUUUGGCCCCCUCUACGGGUGGGCGGGCGGGCCUGCUGAUAGUAUCGCCAUGUUCAAUGCCCUUGUGUUCCUUUCCACUCCCUCUCUCCCUGUCCCCAAUCACCAGCGCCCUCCUCUCCUCCUCCAAUCCAUUCUCUACUCCUAUCGCCGCUUUGGCCCCCUCUACGGGUGGGCGGGCGGGCCUGCUGAUAGUAUCGCCAUGUUCAAUGCCCUUGUGUUCCUUUCCACUCCCUCUCUCCCUGUCCCCAAUCACCAGCGCCCUCCUCUCCUCCUCCAAUCCAUUCUCUACUCCUAUCGCCGCUUUGGCCCCCUCUACGGGUGGGCGGGCGGGCCUGCUGAUAGUAUCGCCAUGUUCAAUGCCCUUGUGUUCCUUUCCACUCCCUCUCUCCCUGUCCCCAAUCACCAGCGCCCUCCUCUCCUCCUCCAAUCCAUUCUCUACUCCUAUCGCCUCUUUGGCCCCCUCUACGGUGCCCUCCUCUCCUCAUCCAAGCUCUACUACUAUCGCUUCUUCGCAUAUCUGUACGGGUGGGCGGGCGGGCAUGCUGACGUCACCAUGGUCAACUCCUCCUGGACCGAGGGCCACAUUCGGCGAAUCUGGACGCGCAACAAGCCGAGCUCCGUGCACCGGGUGUACCCCCCCUGCGACACCGCUGCACUGCAGGCCCUCCCUCUCUCGCGCUCCUCUCCAGGUUACAUCAUCUCUGUCGCCCAGUUCCGGCCAGCAAAGAACCACCACGCAUUGCAGCUCCGAGCUUUUGCACAGGCCAUAAAGCCCACAGCACCAUCCGAUCCAACGGCUGACGCUCCGUCCAAACCUGAUCCGAUGGCUGGUGUGCGUUUGAAGCUGGUGGGCAGCAGCAGACACCGGGAGGACGAAAAGCGCAUUGAGCUUCUGGGGUGCCUGGCAGUGUCGCUGGGAAUAGAAAGACGUGUUGAUUUCAUUGUCAACACUCCCUUCAGGCAGCAGCCGGCACCGAGAGGUCGAGAAGCGGAUCGAGCUGCUGGGAUGCCUGGCUGUGUCUCUCGGCAUAGAGAGGCGCGUGGACUUCAUUGCCAACACGCCCUUCAGGUGAGGGAGUGGCACAGCACAGCACCUCAGAGUGUGUCUGUGAACCCAACAGGCAGCAGCCGGCACCGGGAGGACGAGAAGCAGAUUGAACUUCUGGGGUGCCUGGCGGUGUCUCUGGGAAUAGAGCGGCGGGUUGAUUUUAUCAUCAACACUCCCUUCAGGGAGCUGCAGCAACUACUAGGCGGCGCCACGUGCGGACUACACACCAUGUGGGACGAGCACUUUGGCAUCAGUGUGGUUGAAUACAUGGCAGCAGGGGCCGUGCCCGUUGCCGGAGCUGUCCCAGUUGGUGAGUCUUUUAAAGGCGCCACCUGUAUGGUACUCACCACUUCACACCACACCAUGUGGGACAAGCACUUUGGUAUCAGCGUUGUCGAAUACAUGGCAGCAGGGGCUGUUCCUAUAGGCGCCAUCUGUGGGGUAGGCGUCACCUGUGGGGUAGCCGCCAUCUGUGGGGUAGGCGUCACUUGUGGGAUUGACUUUUUUCAUCUGUACGGUCGUGGCCUGAACACAAUAGACGUGGGGGUGUCAGCCCUUGCCCUCCCUCCAGUACUAUCUCACUCUCCUUACGCCUUACCCCCUUACCCAUCACAGAUAGACUUCUUUCAUCUGUAUGGUCGCGGCCUCAACACAAUAGACGUGGGUGUGUCGGCGCGGCAUGGGGGGAGAUUCUUCGUCAAGAGGGAUAGAGGCAUGGUGCAGCAGAAUCGGUUCAUGCUGGCAGUGGAGGAUCUGCAGAUGCUGCAUGGUGCAGCAGAAUCGCUUCAUGCUGGCAGUGGAGGAUCCCCAGAUGCCCAGCAACGACCUGAGCAGGGGCAGCCACAACAUCCACAAUCUCACUACCUCCUCCUCAUCACAGCCACCCUCCCCUGCUCCCAUUGCUCAUUUCCUUCUUCUCUUAGACUCUGGAACACUCCUCUGUCUCCCCUCUCCUUCACCCCUUCCCCCACGCCAACACUCCCCACCUCCCUCCCCUCGGGUCUCGUUCUCUUGGCCUCUAAACCACUCCUGUGCCUCUUCUCUCCUCCCUCUCUCCCCUCCCCUCCCUCUCUCCCCUCCCUCUUUCCCCUCCCCUCCAUCUCUCCCCUCCCCCACUCCUCCUUCUCUCCCCUCCCCUCCCUCUCUCCCCUCCCCUCCCUCUCUCCCCUCUCCUCCCUCACUUCCCCAAUGUCCACCUUGCCUUCCAUCGAGCUCACCACCUCCUCACCACACCCACCCACUCUUCUGCUUUUUAGGCGUCCGUCUUCCCUUCCAGCGAGCACACUACCUUCUCACCACACUCCCCUGGCUUUGAUACGCCAAAAUAAGUUUCUCGUCCGUCUUGCCUUCCAGCGAGCUCACUACCUCCUCACCACGCCCACACUCCCCUCUUCCCAUCGCUCUCAAUCCCAAAACAACGCUGGUAGUGCUGCUGCUGCUGGUGCUGCUCCUGCUUCUGGUGGAAGGCCAGCGGAAGGGGUUUUCUUGGGCGAGAAGAAGCGGAAGAAAGGGAGGCGGGGCGAGAAGAAGCGGAAGAAAGGGAGGCGGGGCGAGAAGGGUGAGGAAACAGCAGGAACCGGAAGGGAAACAACAGAAGUUAGAACAGCAAACCCAGCAGCAGGGGCAGCAGCAGUUGUAGCAAACAGCUGUGGCGCAUCUCAAGAAGGGCCAGCAGAAGGGGUUGGCUUAGGCGAGAAGAAGAAAAAGAAGGGGAGGCGGGGCGAGAAGGGUGAGGAAGGGAAGGAUGGUGGGUUGAAGCAGGUUGAAUUGGUAGAAGGGGCGGAUGAUUCGGGUGAAAUUAAGAGAAAACGGGCCAAGAAGGAAAGGAGACAGAAGGAGAAGGGAGAGAAGAAGAGCGGAGAGAAGGAGAGGGGAGAGGAGAGUGAGGAAGGGAAGGAUGGUGGGUUGAAGCAUGUUGAAUUGGUAGGGGAGGCGGAUGAUUUGGGUGAAAUGAAGCGAAAAAGGGCCAAGAAGGAAAGGAGAGUGAAGGAAAAGAGAGAGAAGGAGAGGGGAGAGAAGGAGAGGGGAGAGGAGAGAAGGGAGGAUGUAGAGGUGAGUGGUGGUGUUGAGAUGAUGGACGGCGGGGAGGAUAUGGGAAUGCAGAGAGUGGGUGGGGAGAGGAAAGAGAGGAAGGGAAGGAAGAGAAAGGCAGUAGUGACUGAGAGUCAGGCUGAUGAGAUGGAGGAGAGGGAGGAGGAAGGGGAGAAAAAUCAGGAGGAAAGGAAGGAAGAGCGGAAAGAGAAGCAGGAAAGGGAUGAGGGAGAGAGGGAGGAUGUGGAGGAAGAGGGAGGAGAAAAACUGGAGGGGGGGGUGAGGGAUGAAUGGGCACGAAAGAGGAAGGGCAAGAAAGUGAGGGAGGGGAAGAGAAAGAGGGACGAAAAGAAGAGGCUGCGGGAGGAGGCUCAGAAGCAGGCAGCUGAGAACUCUGCAGCUGAAACAGGAGGAGAAGGGGUUGCAGAGCGGUCGAGAACGGUGGUGAGGGAUAGAGAUGGCAGUUUGGAGGUGGGGGGAGUGGAGAGUCUGAGGGGAGGGGAGGAGGACGAGGAGAGCUUACCAAGAAGGAAAGGAAGGGCGAGUAGUGGUGGUUUUGAAAUCUCUCAGAAACCAACUAGUAUGAGCAGAGGGGAGGAGGAAGAGGAGAGCUUACCAAGAGGGGGAGGCAGGGCGGAGUCUGCUGGUGGUGAUGAUGAUGAUGGUGAGGGUGGGAGGAGGAAACGGAAGAGGGAUAAGCGGGGGCGAGCAUUUAUGGAGAUGCUUGGAGUGAGUGAUAACGGCAGCAAGUGA
Messenger RNA from Closterium sp. Naga37s-1, 5292 nucleotides. NCBI's taxonomy places the organism in Eukaryota, Viridiplantae, Streptophyta, Zygnematophyceae, Desmidiales, Closteriaceae. The record is from the annotation of a GenBank genome assembly.